Molecule: messenger RNA, 2354 nt
Organism: Botrytis cinerea B05.10
Lineage: Eukaryota; Fungi; Ascomycota; Leotiomycetes; Helotiales; Sclerotiniaceae
Exons: 7
Coding region: 242-2032 (596 amino acids)
Biological process (GO): regulation of DNA-templated transcription; DNA-templated transcription
Cellular component (GO): nucleus
Molecular function (GO): DNA binding; DNA-binding transcription factor activity, RNA polymerase II-specific; zinc ion binding
Source: RefSeq, a predicted model, not a curated record
GGCCGACAACACCGCUUCUUCUUCUUAAACAUCCAAUUUUGUACUUUUGUAUCCAGACCUUGACCAUCAAGUAAAUUGACCAAAUGAUCAUUACAAAUAAGCAAACGAUAUAUCAAUAAACAGCCAAGAUCCAGUUUCUUUCCCUUAACCAAGCGGGGUUGAAAUUUAUGCGGCCGCAACAAGCAAAGUACCUACCUAGUAGCUUUCUUUAGAGCCGCCUGAGCGAUUUGACCGACCGAAGAUGGAUCAUCCGAAUGGACCGAUUCAAGGACCGAUUCAUGGGCCUAUGGGGCCGAAUGGACCACAUGAACCUCAUGGACCGAAUGGCAUGAGUUUCGCAUCUCCAGAGCCUGUGCAGCCGAAAGCACCGCAGGCAUGCGUAACAUGUAAGAAACAAAAAAGAAAGUGUGAUAAAGUGCUCCCACAUUGUGGCCUUUGCUCUCGAAUGCAACGACACUGUGACUAUACUGAACAAACUCCUGCUCCUACAGCUGAGGAUAUCAAUGCUUUACGCAUGAAGUUAGUCGAACUUGAAGCUAAAGUUAAUGGUGGAAAUAUGCAUGCGCCCUAUGGUCCUAUGCCUAACAAUGGAUCUGAAUAUAUGCAAUCUCAGAUGCCUGCAUAUGCAGAUCCACAAGAAAGCCCAUUUAACAGUAUACACAAUAAAUUUCCUGUUAUGGCUGUUCUCGAUAAUGAAAUCUUCAGGAAUGAAGGUUUAACUAUCCCCAGGCCUUCGGUCAAUCCACCAACAGAAGUCAACCAAAUGUUGGCAAGUGGAGCAGCUAUACCUGCUGUCAUCUUAGAAUACUUUGGAACUAUUCACCACUGUCUUCCGAUAAUCUCUCAUAAGAGAUUAGAACGAACUCUAAAUACUCCUGCCCGGGACAGUAAUGCAGACUUGGUUUUGCUAUUUCUUUGUAUGAAGCUCAUCACAUCCAAACCAGUAGAUGGCCAGGGAUGUGGCCAAAAUCCAAUGUACAUUGCUGCAAAGCGUUUUCUUGCAUUGCUAGAAGCUUCUGGAAUGGUAUCGUUGAUAUUGUUACAAGCUAGCAUUCUUAUCACUCUUUAUGAGUAUGGACAAGCAAUAUAUCCUGCAGCUUGGAUGUCUGCUGGUUGGUGUUCUCGCUACGCUGUUUUGUUAGGCAUCAACGAUUUUGAUACCUCUCCUUCAUUGGUUGGCCCUGUUGAUACUUGGACCGAGCAAGAAGAGCGAUAUCGAACAUGGUGGGGUGUUCUUAUACUUGACAGAAUGGUCUCCAUUGGGAGUAAAAAUCACCGAUUAACCACCCAAGAACCGAAGGAAGACGACCCUUUACCUGUGGAUGAUGUUGCAUGGGACAGCGGCGAUAUGACUCAAACCGUCCAGAAGCAUGUGUCUACUUUGCUCACCGAGUCUGUAACACCAUUUGCUCGACUCUGUCAAGGAUCUGUGCUUUUGGGAAAUGUUCUUCGCCACCAUUAUACUGAGCAAAUUCCAUCGGAGACAGCCCGUUUUGAUAUCGCAUAUCAACUCCUCGAAAAUUGUUCUGUUCUCGCUCGCGAAGUUAAUGGAGAGGCGAUGAUUUCUAGAGAUUAUCUCAUGUUAGCAACACCGCUCGCCAUUAUUUACAGCGCAAUCAUUGCUCUUCUUGACCCCUAUUCCUGUUCCGCAGACAAGUUAUGCGGCGCAGCAACCUCCUCUGAGAAAGGUGUCAUGAUGAAUCAAGCCAUCAAAGGUCUACAAGAUUUCUCGGCUAGCGUUGUUCAGUUUUCCGAGAGUGUCAAUAGUCAUGCACAAACACAAGCCGACCUUGACAAAGUUAGUCCAUUGAUAAUGGAUUCCUUGUGGGCAGCAGGCCAGCAUUACAUGUGGGAAUGGAGGGAAAGUCGUAAUCCACAAUCCCAGGAGGCAUUGGAAAUUAUCAGAAAUUGUUUAAGAAGAUUUCAGACUAGAUGGAGAAAUGCGGCAGAGUAUUUGAGGAUUUUUGAUGGUCAGGAAUUUGGACAGUUUACUUCUGCGCUAGGAAGUGGCAAGCAGAUUAGUGGUAGCUGAUUUUGCUUAUGGUCUUCGCAUGCAUAUAGAUGGAAUUUGAUGUAUUUGAUGGUGUUGUUUAUUAAGGAUAUCUGAGACGACCGAAGUUGGACAAAUUUGGGUAUAAUAGGAGUUGGGGGGACAUUGUUAUAAUACCAGGCGGAUGGCAGAGUACCAAGUUACCUUAGUCACAUGAGCUUCCCUUACUAUUUGAUUGCCUAUCGAUAGUGUGAAGUAGCUUCCUGAGCUUGAUUGAUAUAUGGUCUAGAUCGAUGACAAGUAUCGUUCACUCUCGAGUCAUUCUAUCAGCUUACAAAAUAUCUUAAAAAAAUAAGAAAGUUCA